CGCUCGCUCGCUCGAGCAGUCUGAACAAUGAGUGUGUACGAGCGCAUGAUGUGAAGCGCGAUAUCAUGUGCGAUUUAACGCUGCUUUUGUCGUAUUUUUGACGCAAACAUGAACAUGUGGAUACCUACUGAGCACGAGAAAUACGGAGUGGUUCUGGCCAGUUUCCGGGGGACGGUGCAGCAUGGCUUGCCUCUGGAGAUCGGAGACACCGUGCAGAUGCUGGAGAAAUGUGAAGGCUGGUAUAGAGGGUUCGUCCUCAAGAACCCAAAUUCGAAGGGGAUUUUUCCAUGCAGCUACAUCCACCUGAAGAAUGCUCAUAUCAAGAAUAAGGGGCAGUUUGAGAUGGUGGUUCCAACAGAAGACUCUGUCAUCACCGAAAUGACGUCCACCCUCAGGGACUGGGGUGCCAUGUGGAAGCAACUCUACGUGAAAAACGAAGGAGAUCUGUUUCAUAGACUGUGGCACGUGAUGAAUGAGAUUCUGGACCUGAGACGGCAGGUUUUGGUGGGUCACCUGACUCACGACCGCAUGAGGGACGUCAAACAGCACAUCACGGCACGUCUGGAUUGGGGCAACGAGCAGCUGUGUUUGGAUCUGGUCCCUCGGAAAGAGUUCAGCAUGGUGGACCCCGAAGAAAUCAGCGUGACGGAGCUCUACCGCCUGAUGGAGCAUCGACACCGGAAGAAAGAAACUCCGACUCCUGUCAGCACGCAUCAUCUGUUCGUCCACAUGAAGAGUCUGAUGAGCUCAAAUCUGGGUGAAGAACUGGAGGUCUUCUUCUUCAUCUACGACAGCCGAGAGAACAAACCACUAAGUGAAAGGUUCUUUGUUAAACUCAACAAAAACGGUCUGCCCAAGUAUCCCGACAAGUCUGAGAGACAGUGCACACUUUUUGUGGAUCUGGGUAGUGGAGAUCUGAGGAAAGACGUGUAUAUUGUUGUGCACAUCAUUCGAAUCGGAAGAAUGGGUGCAGGAGAGAAGAAAAACACAUGUAAUGUGCAAUACAGACGUCCGUUCGGCUGCGCGGUGGUCAGCAUCGCUGAUCUUCUCACUGCUGACUCAAAAGAUGACCACUUGCUAAAGGUCUAUGCAUGUAAUACAGAGAGCGAAUGGAGCCAAAUUCACGACAACAUCAUUAAGAAAGUCAACAUCAGAUACAACCUCUUGGGGUCCAACACGGGCUUGGCAGUGGCGCUUCAGCUGCUUCAUGGCGACAUCGACCAGUUGAGGAGGGAAUAUAUGAUCCUCUUCACCCGUGGGGUGUCCAUCACCAGGAAGCUGGGCUUCUCUGAUGUUAUCAUGCCAGGUGAGAUGAGAAAUGAUCUCUACAUUACACUGGAGAAGGGCGAAUUUGAGAAAGGAGGGAAAAGCGUGGCGAGAAAUGUGGAGGUCACCAUCUACGCCCUGGACGCUGAUGGACAGAUUCUAAAGGGGUUUGUGGCCACAGGCUCGGGUGAGCCGGGCGGAGACGAGUAUCACACUUUCGUGCUUUACCACAACAACAGUCCGCGGUGGGCGGAGCUAAUCAAGCUGCCCAUCCCAGUCGACGUGUUCCGGGGCUCACACGUCCGAUUCGAGUUCCGCCACUGUUCCACAAAAGACAAGGGGGAAAAAAAGCUUUUUGGAUUUUCGUUCGUACCCCUGAUGCAGGAAGACGGACGGACUCUUCCCGACGGCACCCACGAGCUCAUCGUUCACAAGUGCGAGGAGAACGCUAACCUGCAAGACUGUGCACGCUACCUCAAACUGCAUUUCUAUAAAUGCAAUCUGCCCGGGAACAACCAAACUCUGAAGGGCACUAAGGAAUCCUUCUGGAUCACGUCAUUCCUCUGUUCUACCAAGCUCACUCAGAAUGGUGACAUGCUGGAUUUACUGAAGUGGAGAGCUCACCCGGAGAGAAUCAGUGACAGUCUGUCCAAGCUGAAGGAGAUCGAUGGCUCAGAAAUAGUGAAGUUUUUACAGGACACGCUGGAUACGCUUUUCGGCAUCUUGGAUGAGAGCUCACAAAAAUACGCACUUAAGGUGUUUGAUUGUCUGGUGCACAUCAUAAACCUGCUCCAGGACAGCAAGUUUCAGCAUUUCAUGCCGGUCAUGGACACCUACAUUGAAGGCCACUUUGCUGGAGCCUUAUCGUACAGGGAUCUGAUCAAGGUGUUGAAGUGGUACGUGGAUCGCAUUAUUGAUGCGGAACGUCAAGAACACAUCCGACAGGUGCUAAAGGCGACGGAGUACAUUUUCAAGUAUAUUAUCCAAUCGCGGCGACUCUUCGCGCUGGCGACGGGGGGACAGAAUGAGGAAGAGUUCCGCUGCUGCAUGCACGAGCUGUUCAUGUCCAUCCGCUUCUUCCUGUCGCUGGAGGACAAGGGCUCACGGCCCAUCACGCAAACUCAGGCAGUGUUCCUGCAGUCAUUCCCGGCGGUAUACGGCGAGUUACUCAAGCUCUUUACUGUCCGGGAAGUGGCCACGUUUGUACGUGAGACGCUGGGCAGCAUCCCCACCGCUUCCCAGUCAGACUGCCCCCUGGAGGCCGUCAAGUUACACUGUAUCGUCAAAACCGUGGAGAGCGAGCUGUACACCAACCCGGAGUCUCGAUGCAUCCUGCUGCCAGUGAUCCUGCGUUUGAUGCAGGCGUACAUGCAGGAGCAGAAAGAUCUGGUCAUGUGUGCGCACAUACUCACCUGCAUGCUGUCUCUUCUCAAGAAGGAUGAAACGGAUCCAUCUGAAGAGGUGAAUCUGAUCGUGGAGAGUCUUUUGGUCGUGCUACUGCGUACCCUCCUGGAGAUCACAAACCGGCCUCAGCCAGCGGCACCCACGCUUCGCCCUCAGGUUCAAGACGUUACGGGCGAGUUUGUGGCGUGUCUUUUGGCUCUUUUGAGGCAAAUGAAGGAUCUGCAUUACAUGCAACUCUUGCAGAGAUUUAGUAGUAAAGAUGACCUGAGGGAUUUUCUCCUACAUAUUUUCACCGUAUUUCGCAUUCUGAUAAGGCCUGAGAUGUUCUCCAAAGACUGGGCGGUAAUGCGGCUCGUCACCAACAAUAUCAUCAUCACCACCGUGCUCUACCUGUCUGAUGCUUUAAGAAAAAACUUCCUCAAUGACAAGUUCGACUACAAGGUGUGGGAUUCCUAUUUCUGUCUGUCUGUUAUUUUCAUCAACCAGCCUUGCCUGCAACUAGAGACCUUUUCCGCAUCCAAGAAGAAGAAAAUACUUGAAAAGUACGGAGACAUGCGUGUAAUGAUGGGCUGCGAGAUCUUCAGCAUGUGGCAGAACUUGGGAGAGCACAAGCUAAACUUCAUCCCUGCCAUGAUCGGCCCAUUCCUGGAGGUCACGCUGGUUCCUCAACCGGACCUGAGGAACGUCAUGAUUCCCAUCUUUCAUGACAUGAUGGAUUGGGAACAGCGGCGGAGCGGGAACUUCAAACAGGUGGAGGCGAAACUUAUAGACAAACUUGACAGUCUGAUGUCAGAGGGGAAAGGAGAUGAAACGUACAGAGAACUCUUUAACAGCAUAAUUCCUCUGUUCGGUCCGUAUCCUAGUCUGUUGAAGAAGAUCGAGCGAGAGACGUGGAGAGAGAGCGGGAUAUCACUCAUCGCCACGGUUACGCGACUGAUGGAGAGACUGCUGGACUACAGGGACUGUAUGAAGGUUGGGGAAGUAGAUGGGAAGAAGAUUGGCUGUACUGUCAGUCUGCUGAACUUCUACAAAACCGAGCUGAAUAAAGAAGAAAUGUACAUCCGCUACAUUCACAAGCUGUAUGAAUUGCACUUGAAGGCUCAGAACUACACAGAGGCCUCGUACACACUUCUGCUGUACGACGAGCUGCUGGAGUGGUCCGAGAGACCCCUGCGAGAGUUUCUCAAUUACCCCAUGCAGAGCGAGUGGCAGAGGAAGGAGCAUCUCCAUCUCACCAUCCUCCAGAACUUUGACCGUGGAAAGUGUUGGGAGAACGGCAUCAUCCUGUGCCGAGAGCUCGCUGACCAGUACGAAUCUUACUAUGAUUACAGGAACCUCAGCAAAAUGAGGAUGAUGGAAGCGUCGUUCUACGAUAAAAUAAUGGACCAGCAGAGGCUGGAGCCCGAGUUCUUCAGGGUGGGCUUCUACGGGAAAAAGUUCCCCUUUUUUCUCAGGAAUAAGGAGUUUGUGUGUCGUGGUCAUGACUACGAGCGUCUGGAGGCGUUCCAGCAGCGCAUGCUCAACGAGUUCCCGCAUGCCAUCGCCAUGCAGCACGCCAACCAGCCGGACCAGACUAUAUACCAGGCCGAUGCCCAGUACCUGCAGAUCUACGCCGUCGCACCGAUCCCUGACAGCCAGGACGUCCUGCAGCGUGAUGGCGUCCACGACAACAUCAAGAGCUUCUAUAAAGUCAACCACAUCUGGAGGUAUCGCUACGACCGGCCGUUUCACAAAGGCACCAAGGACAAAGAGAACGAGUUCAAGAGCUUGUGGGUAGAGAGGACGACGCUAACGCUCGUUCAGAGUCUUCCAGGCAUCUCGCGAUGGUUUGAAGUGGAGCGGAGAGAACUGGUGGAGGUGAGUCCGCUGGAAAACGCCAUUGAGGUGAUUGAAAACAAGAACUUGCAGUUGCGGACGUUGAUCACGCAGUGCCAAACGCGACAAAUGCAGAACAUCAAUCCUCUCACCAUGUGUCUGAAUGGAGUCAUCGACGCUGCCGUCAACGGCGGUCUCGCUCGCUAUCAGGAGGCAUUUUUCGCCAAGGACUACAUCAUGAAUCACCCAGAAGACGGAGACAAGAUCGGCCGUCUCCGCGAACUCAUGUUCGAGCAGGCUCAUAUACUUGAGUUUGGUUUGACCGUGCAUGACAAAUUCGUGCCUCAGGACAUGAGACCCCUGCACAAAAAACUGGUGGAUCAGUUUCACCUCAUGAAAUCCAGCCUUGGCAUACAGUGUAAUGUCUAUUCUCUGAAGGAAUUCCCGGCGUACAUGCGGGCCAGCCCGACUCACUUCACCAAUGGAAGUACUCGCGGCGGAAGAAACUCUGCACCCAACAUCAUGAAUCCAGAGGGAGGGGGUCGCGUGGUGGCGCGACGCAGUCCCCUCAGCUACCCGGCAGCCAAUCGCUACUCUUCGUCCUCGCUGUCAUCACAGGCGUCCAAUGAGGUGAGCAACAUCACGGGCCAGUCUGAGAGCUCAGAUGAAGUCUUCAACAUGCAGCCCAGUCCGUCUACCUCGAGCCUCAGUUCCAAUCACUCCGCCUCUCCCAAUGUGACCAGUUCGGCUCCGUCCAGCACCAGAGGUUCACCGCAGCUGCCAGAUAAACAAAAGCAUACCAGAGAGAACUGCCUGUCGCCACGAGACAGACCCUGCAGCGCUGUGUAUCCAAACCCUCUGGAUCCUACACUGAGGGCUGUUCCUCAGCCGCCGAGCGAUUCCUCUUUGCCACGCAGUGACCCCAGCAUCUCCACUCCUGACAAAGUGGUCAAACCGGCACCCAGUAGCUGGAGUCUUGACACGUCGCUCUCUGACUUUAACGGGAAGGGUCCCCCCAUCCCUCCUAGACCACCGUACACAGGAUCUCCUGCCAGGACCACCAGAUCACAGUCCCCUGUGAUUUCCUCACGUUCACCUCAAAAGAACUCUGCACCUCCUUUCACCCCAUCACCCACCGAGUGCCAGUCGACAGGGUUGGUGUCUAAUUCUCCAGUGCUGUCUGGAAGUUACAGUAGCGGCAUUUCGUCCCUCAGUCGCUGCAGCGUAUCGGAAGCCUCCGGUACCGAGAACACGCCGUGGGACCACCCCUUCCCAAACUCCACCUCCAUCGGCUUUGACGAGCCUAUUCGACGGGAGAACAAGACCCCACCUCCAUAUAGCAUCCAUGACAGAAACAAUCCGCGGAGACCUGUGCCUAUUCCCCCUGGCCUGUCCAUUCUCCCCAGCAUCGACGCGCCGCCGGUUCCUCCCAAACCCCACCAGAUUCGAAAGCCAGAGAUGGAGCCUCGGCGACCGGACCACUUUCCCAGACCAAGACCCCUUCCCAGAAAAGUCUCGCAGCUGUAACCGCGCAUUCCAAUGCAAAGUCAAACCAUUUGCACAUUUAACCUCUGUGGGUUUACAAUUCCAAACUCCCAGUUUAGUAAAAAAUAAACUGGAUUAUUUUGUUAUAUUAGACUCGGGUGUACAUGCGUUCUUAUGCACUUUUCUAGGUCCAAAUUGCUUCAAGUAACCCCUUAAUCAACUCUAAACCAGAACUUCGUACCGUAGUAUUUUCUCAAAUUUUGGGUAGGUUUGUCACUGCUAAUAUGUAUUUAUAGUGGUUGAUGCAAGACAUGUUUGCCUUAAAAUUUAAAACAGUCUUUUUAUCAAUACGAAAUGCACGAUUACGAGUACUUUGUACUUUUUGUGUAGCCAAAAGUGCUAGAAGUUCUAUGUUAAUGUUGGCACUGAAUAUUGUCCCAGGGUAAUGUUUUCUGGAUUUAGAAAGUUUGCUGCUUUUAAAAGACUGAAAAAGACUGGCUUUGGCAAACCAGUAUACUGCCGUCUUUGUGUUGACUAAUGCGAGAUGACAUUGAAGCGGAUGUCUGCCCAUCUGUGGGGUUGUGGGAGGGUCUAUACCGGCAUCUCCCUGCCAUAAAACAUGGAUGGUUUCUUUGGAGUUCGAGGAACUAAAUACUUAGAAACGGCAUAGGCGGUCAGAAUAAUUCCUAGCAAGGGUUUUCGCGCGCUGCCCAUUCAGAAUAAAGAUGGACGUUAUGUUCUGCCAAGUUUUGUGCCAAAGGAAGGGGUGGGCUGUGAGCGAACGGAUGCCCUGAGCCUAAAGGUGCUCUAUUAGGAGUGUCAGACGUCCACUGUAAAGACUUGUUAAGCACUUUACGGGACUGUUACCGUAUUGCUGCUGGUUUUCUGAAAAGCCCUGUAAGAGCUUGAUAAGAAAGGUACUUUAUCUGCCAGUGGGCAUUAUGGGCAUUUCAUUUACCAGUAAGAAGUACAGGUAAUAUCUCAGACAAACAGGGGGCGGGGCUGUAAAAUAAAGUAAAAAUAUAAAAUACUAUUAGGUAUUUUUAUGUACGCCUAGUAGACGACUUGUAGACGUCAGUGUGCAUGCACUGUGGGGUCAGAUGAGAAGCGUACAUGAAUGUUUGUGGGGUUUUUUGGUUGCCAAGUUGAAUAUUUUGUACACCCUGUAAAAUAAAAUCAUGGUGAAUGUAUGUGGAUUGAGACCAGCGGGAUUAUGGGAUAUGUGAUCACCUGACUCAGUACGAUGUUUAUGUUUUGUAUUUCAUACUGACUCUCAAAUGAACUCGAGAAUGAUUUUUAUCUUCACCUUUUUAAGGUCACAUUUUCCGAGAUGAUGUUGUUGACAAAAAUCAGUACUUGAGAAAAUUGUAAAUUACCACGAUCGUUGUAAUUAUGCCAAAUACGAUAUCUUGUCUAUUGUACAUACAGUGUUUUUAACAAAAGAUGUGUAGCUAUAACAAUUUUGCAGCUUUGAAUGUUCGUACAGCAAAUGAUUCAGAUGAUAAAUGUCAAAUAUUUAUGUUCUUUGUGAGCGUAGAAUAAAAGAGGUCAAGAGAGCGUCUAACACAUUUACAUUCUAAUGACUCCCUGUCUAAUAAACGUUUCCAACAAGCAACA
Messenger RNA from Triplophysa dalaica, 7587 nucleotides. RefSeq names its product dedicator of cytokinesis 4b (gene dock4b). The record is from RefSeq and is a predicted model, not a curated record. Gene Ontology annotation, cellular component: cytoplasm; plasma membrane. The transcript is spliced from 53 exons. Bases 109 to 6012 code for a protein of 1967 amino acids. Gene Ontology annotation, molecular function: GTPase activator activity; guanyl-nucleotide exchange factor activity; small GTPase binding. NCBI's taxonomy places the organism in Eukaryota, Metazoa, Chordata, Actinopteri, Cypriniformes, Nemacheilidae. Gene Ontology annotation, biological process: cell chemotaxis; small GTPase-mediated signal transduction.